CUCGCACAAGCGCGGUGCCGCGUCCGCUCGCGUUUUCUCACGCGCAGUCAAUGGAGUCACUGCGUGUUUCUGGAAAUACUGGCAUUUAUGAAUAUUCAUUAACAGAUCGGUUUAUAUUAAUUGAUCUCAAUGGUCUAUGAUCGGAUUUCAGCUGUCGUUUGAUGUCAGUAAGGUGGCCAUAUGCGUUGUUAGCAUCGCGUUAGCGUUCACUGCGGCCUGACGGUUGAAUCUCUAUUAUUAAGAUAAUACUAAAGUAAUUUUUUUACUCGAUAACUAGUGCGUGGACUCAUGUAAAUAUGGCAGAAGAAGGAGCGGUUGUAAUGCAGCAGAUCGUGGACAGGAGUUGUUGGGUUUGUUUUGCCACAGAUGAGGAUGACCGUACAGCUGAGUGGGUGCGUCCGUGCCGCUGCCGUGGAUCUACUAAAUGGGUUCAUCAGUCGUGUCUUCAGCGCUGGGUGGAUGAGAAACAGAGGGGAAACAGCACCGCACGGGUCGCCUGCCCACAAUGCAAUGCCGAGUACCUCAUUGUGUUCCCUAAGCUUGGGCCGGUGGUGUAUGUGCUGGACCUGGCAGACAGGUUGAUCUCGAAGGCCUGUCCGUUUGCUGCUGCUGGGAUCAUGGUGGGAUCCAUUUACUGGACCGCAGUCACAUAUGGGGCCGUGACAGUCAUGCAGGUUGUAGGUCAUAAGGAAGGUCUGGAUGUGAUGGAAAGAGCCGAUCCUCUCUUCUUGCUGAUUGGCCUGCCCACCAUCCCAGUUAUGCUAAUUCUGGGAAAGAUGAUUCGCUGGGAGGAUUAUGUGCUCCGCCUUUGGAGGAAAUACUCCAAUAAGCUUCAGAUCCUCAACAGUAUUUUCCCAGGUAUAGGCUGCCCGGUGCCGAGGAUCCCGGCGGAGGCCAGUCCUCUGGCCGAUCACGUGUCUGCCACACGGAUCCUGUGCGGAGCCCUGGUGUUCCCCACCAUCGCCACCAUCGUGGGCAAACUGAUGUUCAGCAGCGUCAACUCAAACCUGCAGAGGACCAUUCUGGGUGGCAUCGCGUUUGUGGCUAUCAAAGGGGCGUUUAAGGUUUAUUUCAAGCAGCAGCAGUAUCUCCGACAAGCUCACCGUAAGAUCCUCAACUUCCCUGAACCGGAAGAAGCCUGAGCUCGCCAUUAAAACCUUCAUCCAUCCACCAUCAUUUGUGAUUUCACAUGCAACACUAGCAGACAUCUGGCUUUCUUCUUCCCUGUCAAUGUGACCACUGCGAUUGGAGUCUGGACCCAGGUUCAGCCUCGCUUCUGUUGAUUAAAGCAGAGCAGGGAGUUGCUUGUUAUUUGUUUUAUGGGCUUUACGACUUUUUAAGAAAGAGACUGAGGAAAAAUAAAUAAUCGAAAAAGGUUUUAUAUAAA
Danio rerio (zebrafish) is the source of this 1387-nucleotide messenger RNA. It is a transcript of the gene marchf5, whose product is annotated as membrane-associated ring finger (C3HC4) 5. Gene Ontology annotation, molecular function: zinc ion binding; ubiquitin protein ligase activity. NCBI's taxonomy places the organism in Eukaryota, Metazoa, Chordata, Actinopteri, Cypriniformes, Danionidae. Gene Ontology annotation, cellular component: mitochondrial outer membrane; membrane. The record is from RefSeq and is marked provisional.